CGGACUCACACGGGAGAGAAGCCAUAUUCGUGCGAUAGCUGCGAGUAUAAGACCGCCAACGCCGGUAAUUUAAAAAAGCAUAAGCGCACUCACACGGGAGACAAGCCGUAUUCGUGCAAGACAUGUGACUACAGGUGUACGACCGCCGGUUCUCUGAAGGCAGCUCCUACAGAUGGUAGCAGCGUCGCAGCUACCCCUGCCCUUGGCGACAAAGUAACAGGAGAAUCAAGCGAAGACUUCGCCAAGGCAAAGGAUAGAAUAAAUGAAGCGCUAGCCUACCUGAGAGAGGAACUGAGGACUCACACAGGAGAGAAGCCAUAUUCGUGCGAGAGCUGCAAUUAUAAGACCGCCAACGCCGGUAAUUUGAAAAAGCACAAGCGGACUCACACGGGAGACAAGCCAUAUUCGUGCGAGACAUGCACCUACAGGUGUACGACCGCCGGUUCACUGAAGGUGCAC
This is a messenger RNA of Priapulus caudatus, 459 nucleotides long. Its product is annotated as protein glass-like. Lineage: Eukaryota; Metazoa; Priapulida; Priapulimorpha; Priapulimorphida; Priapulidae. Gene Ontology annotation, cellular component: nucleus. The annotation marks the transcript as partial. The transcript has 3 exons. Gene Ontology annotation, molecular function: DNA-binding transcription factor activity, RNA polymerase II-specific; RNA polymerase II cis-regulatory region sequence-specific DNA binding. Gene Ontology annotation, biological process: regulation of transcription by RNA polymerase II; central nervous system development. The record is from RefSeq and is a predicted model, not a curated record.